AUGGCAGCCUACCCACUUCACCUCACUUCGCCGGAGAUCGCUCCGGCCACCCCCGACUCGCCGGUCGCAUACUCGCCCGCCGACCCACCCCUGGCUUACCCGCCGGCCGGCCCGCUUCCUGGUCCGGUGCCCUGCCACGUUCUGGUCCCCAAGGAACAAAUCCUCUACGUCCCGUCCCUGGCAAAUGCCAGCCUCGCGGAGGACCACCUCCGGUGGGAAUCCCGCCGCCGAUUGAGAAAUCGCCGGCGGAUGAUCCGCUGCCUCCUCAUCGCCGUCUUCAUCCUCGCCUGCUCAGUCGUCGCAGUUCUCGACGCCGUUUUCCGACCCAAAGACCUUAAGUUCUCCGUCGAACGCGUCUCCGUCGAGGGGUUUUCCUCUUUGGCGACGGCGGCGGCGGUCGAGCUCGCCGUCAGGGCCGAAAAUCCCAGCAAGCACGUCGGGCUGAACUAUAGAGUGGUUAAAGUUGAUAUUUAUUACUUUGACACUGGCUUUGGUAACGGCGCCGUUUCGCCGUUCUACCAACCCAGCAAAAACGUCACCGUUUUGAGGACAGUAUUGAGGUGCUCUUACAACAAGGUGUUGAGAAAAGCAUUGUUGGAUGAGCAUGGAAAGGGGCGGGUCCCACUUUCGGUGACCAUGGUAGGCAAAGUUAAUCUCAAGGUGAGUUUCAUUAAGACAUGGUUGGCAUCGGUUAACAUUAUGUGCAAGCUCGAGAUAAGUGCUCUAGAAGUGAAAUCCAAUAUUCUUUCUAAAAGUUGUGAGGAUUAUGUCAAAUUUUGGUAA
Messenger RNA from Malania oleifera, 783 nucleotides. RefSeq names its product NDR1/HIN1-like protein 13. The transcript has a single exon. The coding region runs from base 1 to 783 and encodes 260 amino acids. The record is from RefSeq and is a predicted model, not a curated record. NCBI's taxonomy places the organism in Eukaryota, Viridiplantae, Streptophyta, Magnoliopsida, Santalales, Ximeniaceae. Gene Ontology annotation, cellular component: plasma membrane.